AGUUGUUGAAACUAUAAAGUCUAGGAGAAAAUUAAACCUUAAGAUAACAAAAAGUUGUAUAAUGCAUCAAGUGUGUAUUUACAUGAACGAAAUUUCGUUUAACUUUGCGUAAAUGAAUCGGCGCCCAUCAGUCCUUCGAUCCAAUCUUGGAUUUUAUUUCAAUUCCAUAAGACGUAUGAUUUACUGUAUGUACGCAUCGUAUUACUUGAUACAAUAAGUCAUGUUCAAUAAAACGUGCAAUAAGUCGUUGCGUGUAAACCGGCCUUUAUAAUACGACCACACAUACACGCCGGUAGUAGUAACCACUUGUUUUACAAUUCUUUUUGUACCUAUGAUAAUUUGACAAUGGAUUAGUGAAGUUUAUCAUAGAUUAAAUAUAUAUAGAUAGACCAUGGGUAUAGGCGAUAUGGAAUCCAAUAAAUUUAAUAUAAGGACCGUUUCACAAGAACGCAUAUCAAUCGCGCGCAUUUCAUACGUCGCGUUCAGAAUUACGUUAUUUAUAUUGACUAUUUACGAUGGACGCGUAUGAAACGGGUUUUUGGAUACGCGUUCCCGUUCGUGGCGCGUAUCAAACGCGAGCGUGUAGGCCAUUACAUGCAAUGACAGGUUUCAUAUAGGCUUGUAUCGUACGCGCAAUGAUCUAAUUUUGAAAAAUGGUUUUUAUAUUAUGUUUUACAAAUUCUCAAUGAAGUGCAAUUCUUCUCUCAACAAGUUCAUACACAUUGAGAACUUAUUUUAUACUUCGACGUUUGAUUUAAGACUAUUUAAUACGCGAUUCGCUACCAUGCAAUUCUCGAGGACGUCGACUGUAAAUCCGGUAAAAACAAAGUUAUUGUUCAUCGUGGUUAUAUUGUAUUGUCAUUUGGUGUUUGGUGAAAUCGAGGUGAAAAUUGCAAAAGGGAUUCUAAGAGGUCAAAUUUUGAAAUCAAGAAACGGAAGACCUUACUACUCAUACACCGGUGUACCAUAUGCAAAACCGCCAGUUGGGGAACUUCGAUUUGAGGCUCCAGAACCAGUUGAUCCGUGGAAUGGAACUAUAGACGCAACUAAGAGUCCAACAAUUUGCCUCCAAAAGGAUGAAGAACAUAGCCAAGAGGAUUGCUUAUAUUUAAAUGUUUAUUCACCAGCCACUGAUGGUAGACUUCCUGUAAUGUUUUGGAUUUAUGGAGGAGCGUUUUAUUUGGGUCAUGGUAAUUUUGAAUCGUUUGGCCCUGAUUAUUUUAUGGAUAAAGAUAUCGUGUUAAUAACAUUCAAUUACAGAUUAGGAGUAUUAGGUUUAUUGAGCAUGGAAGAUGACGUUAUACCAGGAAACUAUGCAAUGAAAGAUCAAGUAAUGGCGUUACGAUGGGUUCAAGAAAACAUCGAUAAAUUUGGAGGUGAUCCUGGGAAAGUGACGAUUUUCGGUGGGAGUUCUGGUGCGGCAAGUGUCGGUUACCAUAUGAUUUCACCGAUGAGUAAAGGUCUUUUCCACAAAGCCAUACUUCAAAGUGGCUCUCCAUUGUGUCGAUGGAGUAUACCACUACCCGGUGUAGCACGCCAUCAAACCAAAAUAAUUUCCGAUGUAGCUGGAUGUACUGGAAGAUCUUCAACGGACAUUUUAAAAUGUUUGAAGAAAUUACCUGCACGAUUUUUUAUCAAUCUUCGUGAAAUAUUCAACGAAACACUGACAUAUUCCCACAUGGUAUUGUUUUUACCGGUAGUAGAACAAUGUGGUUCUGGCCAAAAGUCUUUUUUGUGUCACCACCAGUUGCAUUCAUUUCAACAAGUGUCUUUUGUGCCGGCUAUAGUUGGUUUGAACUCUGGUGAAGGUGGAAUGGAUGUUUCUUUUAUGAUCAACGACAAAGAUUUGCCAAAUCCGGAUAUCCUUAAAGAUUUUCAUUAUAAAAUGUCGCUUAUGAUGGGAUACGAACAUUAUGCAUCAGAUGUGAAUGAAAUCGGUAAAUCGAUUAUCCAGAGAUACUUUCCUACAGGAAAAGUUGAUCAGUCUUAUUCCAAAUUAGUUGAAAUGUUUACUGACGGCGAUUAUAUCCAAUGUUUGUUAGAUACGGCUAUUAAAUUUUCACCACCGAUGUAUUAUUAUGUUUAUGAUUACCAAAAUGAAUUUUCAUUUAACAUAUUAUAUGGGAAUUCGCAUCAAAAACUAGGAGUAACACACGGCGAUGAGUUGAUAAGUUUGUUUAAAUUGAGGAAUUGGAAUAAUAAAGAAUUAAAUGAAAAAGAUUUGGAAAUUUCAAAACUUAUGGUUGAUAUUUGGACGAGAUUCGCUAUAUCUGACGUCCCAACUAUUGAUGGUACAGAGAGCAGUUCAGUUUGGCCAAUAUUUGACAUGAAAAAACAAUCAAUGCUUUACAUUAAUUCAAAUCGUUCCAGUGUAAUACAAAAUCCAUUUGAGGAAAAGUAUAAGUUUUGGAACUCAUUGUCUCUUUUAUCUAAAUUGACUGAAUAUUUUUCGAAAAGUGUCACUUCAACUACAAAUACGAAAAACGAACUCUAAUUGUUAUAUAUAUGCGGAACAUUUUAAUUUUGUAAUAAUCAAAUUU
Sipha flava (yellow sugarcane aphid) is the source of this 2540-nucleotide messenger RNA. Its product is annotated as venom carboxylesterase-6-like. The record is from RefSeq and is a predicted model, not a curated record. The transcript has 9 exons. NCBI's taxonomy places the organism in Eukaryota, Metazoa, Arthropoda, Insecta, Hemiptera, Aphididae. Bases 668 to 2494 code for a protein of 608 amino acids.